AUGUGUCGUGUGCCUAUUUUUGUUUUCGUGUUUUAUAUUUUUUGUGUCAAUAAUGGAAUUUGUUUUAUUAACUUGGCUGACGUAGAAUGCGGUAUCGACGUGGCUCGCAGUGCCCGUAUAGUGGGCGGAGUGGACAGCCUGCCUGCGGAGUUCCCCUGGGCAGCCAGCGUGUGGAGACAGGGUGCUCAUCAGUGUGGAGCCACUGUGCUCAAUGAUAGGUGGCUGCUGACUGCUGGACAUUGUGUUUGCAGUGUGUUCGAUGAGUUCUACAAGUCAAAGCAACUUUCAGUUGUAGUUGGUUACACCGAUAUCUCCGUCAAGGAUGAAAAUCAACCUGUUGCCAGAAUCAUCCCUCAUCCAGAUUAUAGGUGUAACAAGAAAUCUAAUGACGUAGCUCUUCUGAAGACAGCUCGGCAACUGCGCUGGUCAACUGGUCUCCAACCAGCGUGUCUGCCCAACUCCCCUGCCCAGGACUUCAGUGGAACGUCAGCAACUGUUGCUGGGUGGGGUUUUACUCAUGAGGAUAGAGAGAAAGGGUCAAGACCCAGCAUAUUACAGAAGACAGAAGUGACAGUAGUGACGAAUGAUGAGUGUAACAGCUGGUACAGGUCGCAGGGCAGCAAGAUCAAGGUCAUUCCCACCCAAAUGUGUGCUGGACAUGAAGUUGGGGGCCGUGAUUCUUGCUGGGCUGACAGCGGUGGCCCACUCAUGGUCAGGGACGACAGACGGCACGUGAUGGUAGUAGGAGUAGUUUCCACUGGCAGUGGAUGUGCCAGACCCAGGAUGCCUGGAGUAUACACCAGAAUAUCUAGAUACACGGACUGGAUAGUACAAAGCAUCAAUGGAGAUACAGCAAGAAGUGGGUUGAACUGGUAUCCAAGUUUUAGUAGCUUUUUUGGACGAAGAUGA
Spodoptera littoralis (African cotton leafworm) is the source of this 909-nucleotide messenger RNA. Lineage: Eukaryota; Metazoa; Arthropoda; Insecta; Lepidoptera; Noctuidae. The record is from the annotation of a GenBank genome assembly.